Molecule: messenger RNA, 330 nt
Organism: Camelina sativa (false flax)
Lineage: Eukaryota; Viridiplantae; Streptophyta; Magnoliopsida; Brassicales; Brassicaceae
Source: RefSeq, a predicted model, not a curated record
AUGACACUUUCGCCGCCGGAACAGCGAACCACCGGUGAUGACACUUCUUAUUCUGGACCGGUGAUGAGUUUUGUACUCUGGACUAACGAGGAGAUAUGCAAGAGUCAAGGAACAUACAACUCCACAAUGUCGUGUUGUAGCAACAAGUGUGUUGAUGUGGCUUACGAUAACGAUAACUGCGGCGCAUGCAAGAACAAAUGCACGUUCACGCAGACUUGUUGUAGAGGAGAGUGUGUUUACUUAGCUUAUGAUAAGAGGCAUUGUGGAGAGUGUAACCAUAGUUGUUUGGUUGAUGAGUUUUGUGUCUAUGGGUUGUGUAAUUACGCGUGA